AUGUCAGAUCCAGGCCCCGCGGGCUCCAGCGAUAAACCCUCCAGCGAUAAACCCUCCAGCGAUAAACCCUCCAGCGAUAAACCCCAAGCGUCCAAUGUGCGGUGGCAAUUCAUCGACUCUUCGAAUAACAGUCGCAGCAACCUGACGCAAGUUAAACGUCAUGUUAUGCAGGAGUAUAUGCGCCAGAAAAAGGGCGACUCGCAGCAAGCGAAGCGUGGCCGGCCGAAGGCGACUCGUGCAGCCAAGCGCAAGUCGACCAGAAAAGCAACUCAGUCUACGCCGCAAGACCCUCAAUCCACGAAUGAAACAAAUCAAUCUCCAGCAGUAUCCAAACAAGAUGCUCUGGCAGAUAUUGAGGAUAGCGGCCAGGGCCGGAUUGUAGCUGUCACUACAUCGUCCAACCCAUAUGAGCUGCCAGCCCAGGCUCAAAGCAUCACCCACUUGCCUUAUAGAGCCUCUUCUAUUCAGCCCUACAAUCCCUUUGAUCCGCAACGUCUUAUGAAUAUAUCCCCACAAACCCAUAGUUACCCGACAGACUUUAGCAGCAGCCUAGCUUCCUGGUCGUCCGCGCCGACGACCCCCCUUGACUUUACACAAUCGCCAAGAUCCAUCAUGAGCGCCGCAAGAACAGAUCCGUUCAAUACCCUCCCCAUCGAGCUGGAUCUCGAUGGUCAGAGGCUCUUCGAUUUCUACGUCAAUGAUAUGCCCGCGUGCUCUUAUGGUACACAUUUUCGAUCGCUCAAAGCCCAUAAUUGGUAUACGGCCGUUUUUGUCCCCGAGGCAAUGAAAGGUGCUGUCGCGUUUCAAAAUACUAUCCUUGUUCAUGCUGCAAAUACUUGGGCUUGGGUCCGAAAUGAGGGAGAAACAGCUGAUGGCCUCUUGCAUCGAGAUCGUGCCAUCAGGAUGCUUCGUGAACAUAUGUACAAAAACCCCGGCGAUACCUCGGAUGUUGCAAUCAUAUCAUGUUUAAGUGCAGCCGCUCUUGAAGACUUUGAUCCCCGCCUUGGUCGCAAAGAAUUUAGCUGGAUGCAUAUGCGCGCAGCUCGUGAUAUGAUCCGCGCGCGUGGUGGCCCUGCUGCAUUUGCAAAUACUCGAUUGGGAAUGUUGAUUAAUUGGCAAGAUUAUAUACUGUCUGGCUAUGAGACGCGCGGGCUCAGCUUCUCAUUCGAACCAACUCCCUCCUUUACUCCGACUGUUUCAGCAGAGCCUCUUGUUCAGCCUCCUCAAAUUUCCCAAUCCAUACCCUCUCCGCCAUACUCCACCUCUUCCUUGUCAGAUACUACGCCCUGUUCCGAGCCACCGCCAGUUGCUACAAAUAGCCUCAUGCAGUUAUCCCCAAUCGAUGAAAUCCGGCUCCAGUGCGAAGAAUUUCUCGAUCUUCUGCGGCGCUGUGAACAGCUUGCUCUCUACCAAAAAGCGAAUCCCGAGUCGUGCGACCUAUCCCGCCAUACAUCUGUCCAAGAAUCUUCUCUCCUCUUUCAAAUUCUAUCCGCGCCACCAGGAGCCCGUUUCACGGCGUCAGGAGACCGAAAACAGAUGGUCGCUCGUUUCACUGCGCUGAUGAUAUUGAACGCAGCUCUCUGGGAUUACCGCUAUGCACCAAUACACGCAGGGACUUUCCUCAGGACCCUCGAAUAUGCCAUGAUUGACAGCGAAGUCAGCAUGAGCGGCUCAGUCGAGGCCAUCCUGCAAAUUCUUCUGGCAUGCAAUGAUGGCUACGUGAGCGUAGAUCACAUCAUAUCGUCUUCUAUGUCAGAUGAAUUGCCUGAUUUCACACAGUACUCCUCGGCAACACCUUCCCCAUCCGCACGGCCAUGGUUCGCAGGCCGUAUGUUGAAAAUUGCGAAACGUUUAGGCGCGGAUUCAUGGCAUCAAAUCAGUGAUCUCCUCUUCUAUUGCUUGACAUUGCAGGUUUCUGAAUAUACUGUUCAUUCCUGGGAGCCUGAUCUACGCCGUGAAAUCUUGGAAGCGCCUUUGACCAGCUAUACCAUGCCCUCGCUACUCGAAUGA
Messenger RNA from Penicillium cosmopolitanum, 2010 nucleotides. Its product is annotated as sigma-70 region 2 family protein. The record is from RefSeq and is a predicted model, not a curated record. Bases 1 to 2010 code for a protein of 669 amino acids. The transcript is spliced from 2 exons. Lineage: Eukaryota; Fungi; Ascomycota; Eurotiomycetes; Eurotiales; Aspergillaceae.